AACGCAUUGGGAGUAAUAGAAGAAGAUUUGUGGAUGAUAAUCACCACCACACCAUAGUCUCUCUCUCUCUCUCUCUCGCGCGCAUAGAUAGAUAUAUAGAGAGAAUCCCGGUCAGGUAAAACUGGAUGCCUAUCUCUCUAAUAAUGGAGUGUUGUUGUUCACCUCGUACUGCCUUAUUAUUCAAGAAAAGCCUUCCUCCUCCUCCUCCUCCUCCUCCUAAUUCCAUCUAUCUACACGCCACUAGUUCCAGCCACUAUCUUCUCCGGCGACGACUCUUCAAGAGAUCAUCCAAACCACCCUUCAUCUACAGAGAUCGUUUAACUUGUGCAGCAGCAGCAGCAGCAGCUUCUUCUGGCGUGAGUCCUUCUCAUGAUGAUGAUGAGAUUAUUCUAAACGUCGGAGGAAUGAUGUGUGAGGGAUGCGCUUCCAGCGUCAAGAGAAUACUCGAAAGCCAACCACAAGUGUCUUCUGCUACUGUUGAUCUUGCUGCACAAAUUGCAGUUAUACACCCACAUGUAUCUGAAACCACUCAACUGCCCCCAAACCAUUUAUUAUUAUUAGGACAAACUCUUGCCAAACAUUUAACCAAUUGUGGAUUUCCAUCAUCUACUCUUCUUCAAGGUUGAAGCUGCUAAUGGAGGGAGUGUGAAGGGAGAAGAGUUUAUCCAUUGAAAUCUUCUUCAUCAAGUUCUAAGAA
Molecule: messenger RNA, 697 nt
Organism: Impatiens glandulifera
Lineage: Eukaryota; Viridiplantae; Streptophyta; Magnoliopsida; Ericales; Balsaminaceae
Product: copper-transporting ATPase PAA1, chloroplastic-like
Exons: 4
Coding region: 126-626 (166 amino acids)
Molecular function (GO): metal ion binding
Source: RefSeq, a predicted model, not a curated record